GAUGAAGGCUGUGCUGCUCUCGCUUCAGCUCUGAGAUCAAACCCCUCACACCUGAGAGAACUGGAUCUGUCUGGGAAUAAAGUAGGAGACUCAGGAGUGAAGUGUCUCUCUGCUGUACUAGAGAAUCCUCACUGUAAACUGGAGAUAGUGAGGUUGUAUGAUUGUGGAGUAUCAGAUGAAGGCUGUGCUGCUCUCGCUUCAGCUCUGAGAUCAAACCCCUCACACCUGAGAGAUCUGAAUCUGUCUAGGAAUAAAGUAGGAGACUCCGGAGUAAAGUUUCUCUCUGCUGUACUGGAGAAUCCUCACUGUAAACUGGAGACACUGAGGUUGUAUGAUUGUGGAGUAUCAGAUGAAGGCUGUGCUGCUCUCGCUUCAUCUCUGAGAUCAAACCCCUCACACCUGAGACAACUGGAUCUGCAUAGGAAUAAAGUGGGAGACUCAGGAGUGAAGAUUCUAUCUGAUCUGAAGGAUGAUGAACGUUACAAACUACAGACACUGAAGUUAAGGGUGGGCUGCACACCGUAUCAGAUAAAGGCUGUGCUGCUCGCUUCAGCUCUGAGAUCAAACCCCUCACACCUGAGAGAUCUGAAUCUGUCUCUGAAUAAAGUAGGAGACUCAGGAGUGAAGUGUCUCUCUGCUGUACUGGAGAAUCCUCACUGUAAACUGGAGAUACUGAGGUAA
Silurus meridionalis is the source of this 681-nucleotide messenger RNA. Its product is annotated as ribonuclease inhibitor-like. The transcript is spliced from 5 exons. Lineage: Eukaryota; Metazoa; Chordata; Actinopteri; Siluriformes; Siluridae. Gene Ontology annotation, molecular function: protein binding. The record is from RefSeq and is a predicted model, not a curated record. The annotation marks the transcript as partial.